This is a messenger RNA of Spinacia oleracea (spinach), 2239 nucleotides long. RefSeq names its product eukaryotic translation initiation factor 3 subunit D. The transcript has 2 exons. Gene Ontology annotation, molecular function: translation initiation factor activity. Bases 168 to 1925 code for a protein of 585 amino acids. NCBI's taxonomy places the organism in Eukaryota, Viridiplantae, Streptophyta, Magnoliopsida, Caryophyllales, Amaranthaceae. Gene Ontology annotation, biological process: translational initiation. The record is from RefSeq and is a predicted model, not a curated record. Gene Ontology annotation, cellular component: eukaryotic translation initiation factor 3 complex; cytoplasm.
AGAAUCAAUCCGAGUUGAUUCGUAAAAAAAACCGGCCCAAUCAGAGUGAAAAGCAUAACGCAGCAUCACUCUCGAAUUCAUUCUACUAUUCUAGGGUUUGUCUCUCCUCUCUUAUACCUCUUCAGUCUACCUCCUCCUUCCUCUCAAUCUCAUCUUCUGCAACAACAAUGAUGGAAAUCGGAUUCGUUCCCUUCAAUUCAGAUGGUUGGGGUCCUCUGGAAACCACCACAACCACCGCCGCAACCCCAUCUCUGCCUCUUACCGCCGCCGCAACGACCAACGUCCCCACCAAUGUCCCCUUCGCCCCCUUUUCUCGCUCCGACAAGCUCGGCCGAAUCGCCGAUUGGACUCGGAACCUGAAUAACCCCAACAACCGACGAAACAACCCUAACGACUCCGUCUUCGAUUUCUCCGGCGACGAUUCAUUCGCCGCCACACUCGCAGCCGAUGAAGACGCCUCUUUCCGUCUUGUCGAUGGUAAACCUCCUCCUCGCCCUAAAUUCGGCCCUAAAUGGCGAUUCCACCACCACCACAACAACCCUGCGCGACACCUCCCUCAGCGUCGCGAUGAGGAGGUCGAAGCUCGUAAGCGUGAAGCGGAGAAGGAGCGAGCUCGUCGUGACCGCCACUACCACAACAACCACCGUACUGGUGGAGGCGCUCAUCAACGCCGUGAAGCCGCCGUCUUCAAAUCCUCUGUCGAAAUCCAGCCUGAGUGGAACAUGCUUGAGCAGAUCCCGUUCUCCACCUUCUCGAAGCUGUCCUUCACUGUUCCCGAACCUGAGGAUCUUCUAUUCUGCGGUGCCCUUGAAUCGUACGACCGAACCUACGACCGUCUCACCCCGAAGAAUGAGCGUAGACUGGAGAGGUUCAAGAACAGGAACUUCUUCAAGGUCACCACCACUGACGACCCCGUGAUUAGGAGGUUGGCCAAUGAGGAUAAGGCCACCGUUUUUGCCACCGACGCUAUUUUAUCGACACUUAUGUGCUCGCCCAGAAGUGUUUACAGCUGGGACAUUGUGGUUCAGAGGGUUGGGAAUAAGCUCUUCUUUGAUAAGAGAGAUGGGUCUCAAUUAGACUUGCUCUCUGUCCAUGAAACUUCACAGGAACCACUACCAGAAUCCAAAGAAGACAUCAAUUCUGCUCAUUCAUUGAGUGUUGAAGCUGCUUACAUUAACCAGAACUUUUCCCAGCAGGUUUUGACAAGGGAUGGGAAGAAGGUGAGCUUUGAGGAGCCAAACCCGUUUGCCAAUGAAGGAGAAGAGGUUGCUUCUGCUGGGUAUAGGUAUAGGAGGUGGAAGCUUGAUUCUGACAUGUAUUUGGUUGCUAGGUGUGAGUUGCAGAGUGUGCUUGAUAGUAAUAAUCAGAGGCAAUUUUUGACACUUAAUGCUUUGAAUGAGUUUGAUCCUAAGUAUUCUGGGGUUGACUGGAGGCAGAAAUUAGAGACUCAAAGAGGUGCUGUUUUGGCUACUGAGUUGAAGAACAAUGCUAACAAGAUGGCUAAGUGGACCGCUCAGGCGCUUUUGGCUAGUGCUGAUAUGAUGAAGUUGGGGUAUGUUUCUAGGGUUCAUCCCAGGGAUCAUUUUAACCAUGUGAUUCUUGGUGUUGUUGGGUAUAAGCCUAGGGAUUUCGCGUCUCAGAUUAAUUUGAACUUGAACAAUAUGUGGGGAAUUGUUAAGAGUAUUGUUGAUUUGUGUAUGAAGCUUGGUGAGGGUAAGUAUGUGCUUGUUAAGGAUCCUUCAAAGCCCCAGGUGAGGAUUUAUGAGGUUCCUGCUGAUGCUUUUGAGAAUGAUUACGUCGAGGAGCCGUUGCCUGAGGACGAGCAAGCUCAGCCUCCUACUGAGGAUGCUGCCAAUGGUAUUUCUUCUGAGAUUAGUGUUGCUGCCACUGAUGUGGAGGACAAGGAGAUUACUGCUGUGCCCUAGAGGGGUCGAUGUGAUGAAGAGAAGUAAUGCUAUGGAUUUGGCAGUGUUGAUUAUGCAAAUGCACAAAGGAAAAUAUGCUCACUGUCAAUUUUCCUGUGAAUGUGAACUUCAGUUGUUAAUUUUGUAGCGAAACCCGGGAUUUGAUGUGUCUUUUAUUAUCUCUGUUGUAGUUGAGAUUCUGGUAACAUAAUAGUGCUUAAGUUGAAAUCAAAGGGUUUUAUGGACCUCAAUUUUUGGUUGCUGAGAAUAGUAACUGUGUGUUAUCAAAACAUAUAUGAUAAUACGAAGUAUGUUGCUGUUUUGUUUUUUUCUAA